This is a messenger RNA of Momordica charantia (bitter melon), 1969 nucleotides long. Its product is annotated as EamA-like transporter family protein. Lineage: Eukaryota; Viridiplantae; Streptophyta; Magnoliopsida; Cucurbitales; Cucurbitaceae. The record is from RefSeq and is a predicted model, not a curated record.
AAGUGGACAAUUAAUAAAUUUGUCAGAUGCCGCCGUUACCAGUGCCACCCCUCCCGUACCGUAACGAAAAAGAAAAGAACCAUCGGACGGUAGAAAGACGGGUCAAUAUUCGCUGAUCAACCUAAAAUAAUAAAUCAACGGAUGAGAUUUUGUGGCGUCCCGUUGAUGCUUUGACUCCCUUAAGUUACUGACACGUGGAAGUGGGACCCACGAGCCCCAGGCCUUUUGGGGGGAGGCGUGGCCUGUGUUGGGCACUUUACCAUUUGCAAAGGUAAAAUAUAAGCGAAGCACAAUCGCCACGCCAUGGCCUUCUUCUGAGCACAGAAAGAGAGAGCGACCGAACGAAUGAACGAACGAACGAGAGCCAUAGCCGUGAAAAGUGAAGCGUUCAUGAUUUGAAUGAUAGAGAGAGAGAGAGAGGUAGAGAAGUUCAAUCGAGAGUCUAGAGAGAGAAGUAGAAUCUUCGGCGGAUGCAUGCCUAUCGCGUUUUUGGGCGCAAAUUCAUCCGUUUCAUAUACUCUAACUUCUUAGCUGCCAAACUUGUUUUUCAGGUCCGAACUACGCUGAAUUAGGCGUUUCGGAUUCGGAAUUCGGGUGGGUUUGGUUUCAAUUUUGGUGAGAUUGGGAUUUUGGCGAGGCUCAUUCGGUGAUCUGGGUCUGUGAGGGCGAGAGACAUGGAGGAGGCUUGGUUGUGUCAGUGGAGCACGAUUAGAUCUCUCGUCGCUAUUCUUCAAUGGUGGGGUUUCAAUGUUACCGUCAUUAUCAUGAACAAGUGGAUCUUUCAGAAAUUGGAUUUUAAAUUUCCUCUUACGGUUUCCUGUAUUCACUUCAUCUGCUCUGCCAUUGGGGCAUAUAUGGUGAUUAAAGUGUUGAAGCUUAAACCGUUAAUAUCUGUUGACCCUGAAGAUCGGUGGAGAAGGAUAUUCCCCAUGUCGUUUGUGUUCUGUAUUAACAUAGUUUUGGGGAAUGUAAGUUUGCGUUAUAUUCCGGUUUCCUUUAUGCAGACGAUAAAGUCGUUCACUCCUGCGACCACAGUUGUUUUACAGUGGCUUGUGUGGAGAAAGUACUUUGACUGGAGAAUAUGGACAUCUUUGAUCCCCAUUGUUGGAGGAAUUCUUCUUACAUCUGUUACUGAGAUGAGCUUUAACAUGCUUGGGUUUUGUGCUGCCUUAUUUGGUUGUUUGGCCACCUCCACAAAGACCAUCCUUGCGGAGUCCUUGUUGCAUGGAUACAAGUUCGACAGCAUAAAUACAGUGUAUUACAUGGCACCUUUUGCGACCAUGAUCUUGGCAGUGCCUGCAAUGCUCCUUGAAGGUAAUGGGGUUUUUGAUUGGCUUCAUACACACCAGUCUAUAUGCUCGUCCCUCAUCAUCAUUUUCAGCUCUGGGGUGAUGGCUUUCUGUCUUAACUUCUCCAUAUUUUAUGUGAUUCAUUCCACAACUGCUGUGACGUUCAAUGUUGCUGGAAACCUUAAGGUAGCUGUUGCCGUGCUUGUUUCGUGGUUGAUAUUUCGAAACCCCAUUUCAAUGCUAAAUGCAGUUGGAUGUGGAAUUACACUUUUGGGUUGUACAUUCUAUGGCUAUGUCAGACAUCUUAUCUCACAGCAGCCACCGGGAACCCCUCGAACACCUAGAACACCUCGUACCCCUCGGAGUCGGAUGGAGCUGCUCCCCCUUGUAAAUGACAAAUUAGAUGAUAAAGUCUAAUCACUUACAGCAUCGUUGAGGUUCUUGGUAAUUGGCACACCGGUAGUAGAAAAAGGAGUACAAAAGAAUACAAGAGCAGAAUACUGGGGGCUUGUUCGUUCUGUCCACUUGCUUUAGGCAGCUUCAAUUUUCUCUUCUUUUUCUCUCUUCCAUAAUGUUAUCUUUUAUCUCCGCGCCACAUAUUUUGUUAUUGUAGCUUUUAGCAUAUCAUGAGCGACUGAUAUUAUUAUUAUUAUUAGAGUUCAAAUUAUUUUUGUUCUUAA